Messenger RNA from Oryzias latipes (Japanese medaka), 934 nucleotides. Its product is annotated as serum amyloid P-component. NCBI's taxonomy places the organism in Eukaryota, Metazoa, Chordata, Actinopteri, Beloniformes, Adrianichthyidae. The record is from RefSeq and is a predicted model, not a curated record.
GGAUAGAAAUGCAAGAGCGAUUGAGUGAAAAACUUAAGACCCUUCAGCGACGGCACAGCUCGAUGAUCAUUCAAGAUGAAGUUGUUUCUUUUACUUGUGGUCAUGGGAACAGUAUCUGCAGAGAUUCAAGAUCUUUCAGGAAAAAUGUUAACCUUCCCCCAGCAAACCAAAACAGCUCAUGCAAAGCUGAGGCCAAUUAAACAGGGUUACAACACUGUAACUGUCUGUCACAGAUCAUUUACAGACAUUAAGAGAGACCACGCCCUCUUUUCUUUAUCCACACCCUCUUCUCCCAACUCCUUCCUGAUUUUCUGGCAGAAUACAAACGGUCAAAUACAACCCCAUGUCAGAGAAGGAAAGGCUGAUUAUGGAGGAUGGGACUACAAGCCAAACAUGUGGCACUCCGUCUGCACCACAUGGGACUCUGUGACUGGACUGGUACAGAUAUGGUUUGAUGGGUUACCUUCAAUCAGAAAAUAUGUCACCACUGGAUCCAUCACCGGGUUAGCCGUGGCUAUUUUAGGACAGGAGCAAGACAGCCAUGGUGGGGGGUUUGACAUUAACCAGAGUUUUGUUGGCAUGAUAACUGAUGUCCACAUGUGGGACUACACCCUAUCUCCAUGUGAGAUCCAGCACUACAUGGGUGAACUGAGCUUCACUCCAGGAAAUGUGCUGAACUGGAGUGCACUAGAUUUUGAGAUUAUUGGCAAUGUGCUGACUGAAAAUAAAAUUACAGUUUGUCACUGAACCUCAAAAUAAUCAAGUUGUCGUACAAUCUUAAAUGAUCCUUGUUUGGAAAAAAAAAAGAAAUGGAUUAACAUAAUUCUUCCAAAUGUUGUUUAUUGACUUAAUUGUCAGAGUUUUGGAUAAUCACAUACUGCAACAGUUGCAAUUCCUUGUAUUUUGCAUCAUAAAGAUUUUUCUUAAACUGAAA